CAGUUCUUGGAUCUUUACAAAGAAAAAUAAUGGAUAUAUUUUUAUAAAUAAAUAAAUUUAAAAGUGAAGAAACUGGUUCUGACCCUCCAAUCAUAAAAAAAUAAUCACAUUAAUUAAAUUAAAAGGAAGAAGCAUCUUCUUCUCUUUUCUGAACCUUCUGUAGUUCUUUUUCUUUAGACAGAUUCCAAUGGCCCUGUCUCUCUGUCUUUAUUGGUUUGUGUAUAUCAAUGGAGUAUAUAUAUGUUUAUGUAUCUGAUAUGUAUUUUAUUUAUUUAUUUUGCUUCAAAUUUUAUUAAUGUCGAAUCUACUAUAAUAUUUCUUUCCUGAAAUAACUUCUUCUGUCAUUUUCUUUAAAUUCUUAAAUGUAAGCUAUAUAUUUGCUGUCAGAACGAGAAGAACAAGAAAGAGAGAGGCUCUUUGUGUUAUGGGGAUUUUUUUUUUUUUCUCUCACCCAUAUCAUAAAUAACAUUUCCCAUUUUAAACUCUGAAAAAUAUUUGUGUCUCCUCCAAAAAUAUUUAUUGGGCAUUUCCUGAUUUUGCUUCUGAGUUUUCUAGCUGAUCUGAUAUUUGUGAAAAAUCAGUACAAGAAGAGAUAGAGAUCAGAGGAAAACAGAGGAAGAAACUUGUUUAUUGGCUCAAUAAAGCUUGUGUUUUUUUGCAGAGAAAUAUGAUUAUUGCCUACUCUGGUUCCUAAAAUAUCAGAACAAUUCAGUCAAUCAUUGAAGAAAAAACCAGUUCUCCAGAAAGAUUUUCAAAUGGGUUAUGCUAAUUCAAGAUCUGUAAGAUUUCAAGACGACCUUGAAAUGACAAAACUCCCUAUAGUUAAUGGAGAUGAUAAUGAUGUUAAGCCCCAAUACAAGAUUGAUGGGAGUCAAAUACCAGAACAAAGUGCCAAGAAGGGUGAGCAUAGACAUGGACAUGGCCAUGGUCACAAGGAGGUGUUUGGAAGGAGAGUGACAUCCUUGAAAUCCAAAGUUCUGUCUAGAGUUUUCUCAGAGGAUUAUGAAAGAGUGAAGAAGAAGAUACUAGAUCCCCGAGGACAGAUAAUUCGCCGGUGGAACAAGAUUUUCUUAGUAACAUGCUUAGUUUCUUUGUUUGUGGACCCUCUCUUCUUUUACUUGCCGAUGGUCCGCAAUGAACAGUGUAUUGACAUUGGAACUCACCUUGAAGUAGCUCUCACAAUCGUUAGAUCAUUUGCAGAUGCCUUUUACAUGAUUCAGAUUUUUAUCAGAUUUCGUACAGCAUAUAUAGCGCCCUCCUCUCGCGUGUUCGGGAGAGGAGAGCUUGUUAUAGACUCUAAGAAGAUUGCAAAGAGUUACUUGCGCCAGAACUUCUGGAUUGACCUCCUAGCUGCCUUGCCUCUUCCUCAGGUGUUGAUUUGGAUUGUUAUUCCUAAUCUUGGUGGCUCAACGAUGACAAACACUAAAAAUUUUCUCCGGUUCAUCUUAAUCUUUCAGUAUCUCCCACGAUUGUUUCUUAUAUUUCCCUUGUCAUCACAAAUUGUUAAGGCCACUGGUGUUGUCACAGAAACAGCUUGGGCUGGUGCUGCGUAUAACCUUAUUCUCUACAUGUUGGCAAGCCAUGUUUUAGGCGCUUGCUGGUACCUUCUGUCAAUUGAAAGACAAGAAGCAUGUUGGAGAAGUGCUUGUGACUUGGAGAAGAUCUUUUGUCAAAGUGAAUACUUUGACUGUCACAUGGCUAAAGACCCUAAUAGGCAGAGCUGGUUCCAGAAAAGCAAUGUCACAAUACUGUGCAAACCAGAUAAUACCUUUUAUGAGUAUGGUAUUUAUGGUGAUGCAGUCACUUUCGAAGUGACAAUCGCAACUUUCUUUAACAAGUAUUUUUACUGUCUUUGGUGGGGACUAAGAAAUCUAAGUUCCUUGGGGCAAAAUUUAUCCACUAGCACUUUUGUUGGAGAAAUCGCUUUUGCAAUUAUUAUUGCAACUCUUGGAUUAGUUCUCUUUGCCUUGCUUAUUGGCAAUAUGCAAACGUAUUUACAAUCGACGACAGUUCGGUUAGAAGAGUGGAGGAUCAAAAGAACUGAUACAGAACAGUGGAUGCAUCACAGACAACUACCUCCAGAACUGAGGCAGUCAGUUCGAAAAUAUGAUCAGUAUAAGUGGGUGGCUACUCGAGGAGUUGAUGAAGAAACCCUUCUCAAAGGUUUACCUAUGGAUCUUCGCCGAGAUAUCAAGCGCCAUCUUUGUCUUGACCUUGUUAGACGAGUGCCAUUGUUUGAUCAAAUGGAUGAAAGAAUGCUAGACGCAAUAUGUGAAAGACUUAAGCCAGCAUUGUGCACCGAAGGCACAUUUCUUGUGCGUGAAGGUGAUCCGGUCAACGAAAUGCUCUUCAUAAUUAGAGGCCACCUUGACUCCUACACCACAAAUGGCGGCCGGACCGGGUUCUUUAACUCAUGCCACAUCGGCCCGGGGGACUUCUGCGGCGAGGAGCUACUGACGUGGGCGCUAGACCCUCGGCCAGGUGCCAUCCUGCCAUCCUCAACUCGCACGGUCAAAGCCAUCUCAGAAGUUGAGGCCUUUGCUCUUGUGGCUGAGGACUUGAAGUUUGUUGCCUCACAAUUUAGAAGGCUCCACAGCAAACAACUAAGGCACAAGUUCCGGUUUUAUUCCCACCAAUGGAGAUUAUGGGCGGCUUGUUUCAUACAGGCCGCUUGGCGCAGAUACAAGAAACGCAAAGAAUUGGCUGAGCUCCGGGCCAAGGAAAGCCCAGUAGUUACUGAGCCCGAACCAGUGGCCCAACACAGUUUGGGCCUGGCUAUGUAUGCGACCAGGCUGGCGGCGAGCACUCGGAAACCCCCGAACAAGCAUUCUGGGCCGGACUCUGGAGUCGUCAGCUCGUUGCGAAAACCGGCUGAGCCCGAUUUUUCGGUUUGCGAGGAAUAAAUAAAUUAAAGUAUAAACAAAUAAAAAAAUCACGGGUUUCGGUUUAUAAUAGUACUGCUCUACGAUAAUGGGCCGGGCUAGUCUUCAUAGCUUGAGCGUUUGGAUCAGCAAGUGAUUCUAGGUCCGGUACCAGCACACAUACUUCUUCUUCUUGGUUUACAUACAACUAAAAGUUAUAUAUGUAUGCAAGUUUGGUUGUAGUUUACGUAGUCAGGAGUUAUUAAUGCUUGUAAAUUAUGCUCUUAAAGGAGAUUUUUUGUGUAAAUUUAUUCUUUCUUAUAGAUAAUCUAUAAUUGUUUUGAUUGACUGAGAAGACAUAUUAGAAGUAGUCGUUAGGAAAUGUUUGUAAGGCUUUGGACAUGAACUUUUAUAAAGGAAUGCUGUAAUUGAGGUAUUGACAAUAAACAAGUGAAUAGUAUGCAUACUAUUAACUGUAA
Messenger RNA from Humulus lupulus (European hop), 3340 nucleotides. Its product is annotated as protein CNGC15b. NCBI's taxonomy places the organism in Eukaryota, Viridiplantae, Streptophyta, Magnoliopsida, Rosales, Cannabaceae. Gene Ontology annotation, cellular component: membrane. The record is from RefSeq and is a predicted model, not a curated record. Gene Ontology annotation, biological process: potassium ion transport; transmembrane transport. The transcript has 8 exons. Gene Ontology annotation, molecular function: protein binding; voltage-gated potassium channel activity. The coding region runs from base 756 to 2903 and encodes 715 amino acids.